Seminavis robusta is the source of this 309-nucleotide messenger RNA. NCBI's taxonomy places the organism in Eukaryota, Bacillariophyta, Bacillariophyceae, Naviculales, Naviculaceae. The record is from the annotation of a GenBank genome assembly.
AUGAUGGUUGAACGGCGGAUCAAUAGCAACCAGGCAGAAGAUGCUGGCAUGUACCACGUAGUUGUCGAGAAUGACCGCCAAACCAUCACAGCUGAGGAGAGAGAGGAAGACUUGGAUUCUUUCGUGGAGGGUGCAAGAGGUUUCGCUCCAAGAAGAGAGGACGUCGAAUACCAGAUCAGCAAGGCUGUGGAGCGAUGGGGCGAUCUCAACAGUGAUGCCCAGCAUGUUCAAUUGCAGAAGGCAAUCAUCAACCAAAUCGCAACGAACUAUAUCAGCCACAAGAAGAAGAAUACUCCAUCGCCAUUGUGA